Messenger RNA from Haliaeetus leucocephalus (bald eagle), 2891 nucleotides. It is a transcript of the gene DNAJB6, whose product is annotated as DnaJ (Hsp40) homolog, subfamily B, member 6. Gene Ontology annotation, biological process: positive regulation of proteasomal ubiquitin-dependent protein catabolic process; protein refolding. The coding region runs from base 98 to 823 and encodes 241 amino acids. Gene Ontology annotation, molecular function: ATPase activator activity; Hsp70 protein binding. Gene Ontology annotation, cellular component: cytosol; endoplasmic reticulum membrane. The record is from RefSeq and is a predicted model, not a curated record. NCBI's taxonomy places the organism in Eukaryota, Metazoa, Chordata, Aves, Accipitriformes, Accipitridae. The transcript is spliced from 8 exons.
GCCGUUGCCGUUGCGGGGAGGGUGGCGGCCGCGCUGUGGAGGCACUGGGCCGGGACUUGAAAGGCGCAGCUGUUGUUAACAAGACAACUACUGAAACAUGGUGGAUUACUAUGAAGUUCUGGGAGUGCAAAAGCAUGCCUCAGCAGAAGAUAUUAAAAAAGCGUACCGUAAAUUGGCAUUAAAAUGGCACCCUGAUAAAAAUCCAGACAAUAAAGAAGAGGCAGAACGGCAAUUUAAACAAGUAGCUGAGGCCUAUGAAGUUUUGUCAGAUGCUAAAAAACGUGACAUCUAUGACAGAUAUGGAAAAGAAGGCUUAAUAAACGGAGGUGGAGGUGGAAAUCAUCACGAUAAUCCAUUUGAAUUUGGAUUUACAUUCCGUAACCCAGAAGAUGUCUUUAGGGAGUUUUUUGGUGGAAGGGACCCCUUUUCAUUUGACUUCUUUGAAGACCCUUUUGAGGACUUCUUCGGGGGCAGGCGGGGUCCAAGGGGAAGCAGAAGCAGAGGUGGUGGAUCAUUUUUCUCUGCCUUUGGUGGAUUCCCUGCUUUUGGCAGUGGUUUUUCUUCAUUUGACACAGGUUUUACUUCGUUUGGUUCACUGGGACACGGAGGCCUUACUUCGUUCUCCUCCACGUCAUUUGGUGGCAGUGGGAUGGGUAACUUCAAAUCAGUAUCAACCUCAACAAAAAUAGUUAAUGGCAGAAAAAUUACUACAAAGAGAAUUGUUGAGAAUGGACAAGAGAGAGUAGAAGUUGAAGAAGAUGGCCAGUUAAGGUCGCUAACAAUAAAUGGUAAGGAGCAGCUGCUACGCUUGGAUAACAAGUAAUUCAACGCACGCAUUUAACAGAAAUUUUAAGCUAUAACAGCCACCAUUUGAGGAUUGACAGGAACAUUUUUUGAAGAUUUCAAACGAACUCAACUUUCUGUAUAUCCGUACUUAAGUAGUAUAAAUAGCUCACUGAAGCUCGUAUUUGUCAUAGACUUUUGAGUUAAUUGUUGGGACCACAUCAAUUGGACCAUUUUUUGUCCUUAAAAUUGUUGUAAAUUUCUGUAUGCACUUUUCUUUUUAUUAUAUAUGAUCAAGGUGAACCAUGAUCCUUCAGUAGUGCUAGGGCGAGAUGUACACUAACACUAGCAUGAAUCUUGCUUUUUACAAUUUGAAAUGUGAGCCAAGUAGUAGUUUAAGUCUGCUGUGAAGUUAACAUUUCCAGGAUAACCUUUUUAAUAAUUUCAGCUUUUUUUUAAAUGUUUAGUAGUGAACAAUGUUAAUACAUUUCUGGUAAUGCAUUUCUGGUUUAAAUAAAUUAAGGUUGUUUUCUAGUUGUGCAUGAAUGCAGACAAUUUAGUAAGUUUUGACAAAUGUUUAAAUGUGUAAUGUAAGCAAAAGGUAAACAAAAGUGAAGCCAGUGAGCUGAGUCUUUUGUCAUUUGCUAAAAAAAAAAAAAUUCAAAAUGAAUAAAUGCUGAUGUUUGUGGUGCAUUCUUUCAUGAAUGGCAUUUGUAACCUUCUUGUGUCUGUGUGUAAUUUGGGCAACUUGGGAAAACAGUGCUUUCCCCCCCUCCCCUUCCACCUUUUUCUUCAGUCUUAAGGAUGAGGGCCUUUUUUCUUUGCAGAUGUUUUCUUCAGUGUGUCUGAAAACAUGAUAUUUAAUUUCUUUUCUAAACCUGUAUUUGAAGCACCUACUUUUAAGAAGCAUUCAGAGGCUGACUCGCUAACUCCAUCUUUUGCCCUAGUACAUUAUUUUUUUGGUCUAGGCCUAAAGUAACUAUUUCUGUUUAAAAAAAGUUUUCUAAAGUUCUAAGUUCUGAGAUUGCUUCAAAAAAUAAUCUGUAGUGAACCUAAAUAUACAGGAAAAUAUUUAAUAAUUAAAAAAAGGCUUUCUGAAUGAUAAGAUUUUUUUUGCUUGUUUUGAGAACAAACUUAAUUGCUUUGAAGAAGAUUUGUACAAAAGUAUUAGCAUUACAAUAUCUCACUCUUACUUUUACUCAUCAACCAAAAACUUUGUUAAAUUAAUGGAGUGAAGCAAAGUGUUAAUUUGUAGCUAAGACUGGAUUUUCAAAGUUUAGUGGAAGAUGACUUGAUUUCUGUAUGUCAUAGAGAAAGCAUGCAAAUAACUAUUGGCAUGUGUUAACACCUGCCAGGCUCUGGGUCAUUUCAUGCAUAAAUCAUGGAUGUGCAGUUUUUAUCUGUGCACCAGCUUUGAACAUCUGGCCUUCACAAAAUUCUUUAAGGUGGCUUAGUGUUGUGGUUUUUUUUUUUUUUUUUAAAAAAAGCAUGGUGUUUUCAAAUGAUCACUUAAUGCCUUCUUGCUGAACACCAUCUGCUUUGUACUAACAAAUGCGUUGAUUAUUAAAUACAUCAAAAAGACUUGGUCUUGUUUAUUGUGCAGGAAAACCAAUUCAAAUUAACCCAAACCAACAAUCUAACAAACUGCAAAAACAGAAUUCAUAUUUGUAGCAAAGUUAAUAUUUCUUAUAUUUGUCCCUCUACCAUUAAUGCUAAUUUCAUAGAACCCAGCAAAAUAACAGGUAGAGGAAGAAAUAAAUACGUACUUUGCUUUUGGGACUACAGAAGUUAUGUACCUUUUCAAGUUCUUUGCAGAGUUCUUGUUACUUCGGUGUUGUGUUUUUGGUGUAGAAGCACAAACUCAGUUUAAAACUAAACAGUGUUUUCUUGUUAAUGCUGUUUUUUCCUUCCCCAUGUAUGUUCCUUCUUGAUCCAGGUAACUAAACAGACAAUUUAUUUCAAAAUCUGGCUUUGUUGUGAUGUCUCAAGUUAUUAAAAAUGUUAGUUUAUAUUUAUAGGACACAGUGUGCUCCUUUAAGUUUUAUGUAAACUGUAAAAAGUGCUUCAAAAUUGGUUAACCGAGUCAAAUAAAAUUAGGACAAUCUGGA